AUGGAUCCCCCUGUUGAUUAUAGCCGAUACACUGGGCAUUAUCGAGACACCUCAGCUGAUGGACGUUUUCCACCAUCAAGAACGCGUGAUCACCGGAGUCCACAAAUAGGAAUUGGUACUACUUCUCCAUCCUGGGACCAGCAACAUUCGUUUUCGAGGGGACGGAGUCCAGAUCCAUUUCGUGAAACUGCCUUUAACGGCAACAUGGGAAGAUACGCUCAAGAAGACCGUGGGACUUUUUUCCCACCUGGGGGGAUUCAGCAACCAGUUCGACCAUUACCGCGAAAAGAUGGUGACCACAUGGGAUUUACUAGAGUCCCUAACGGAAACCCGCGGUACCAGAAGAGUUUCCGAGACCGUUACCUUGGGGAUAAAACCAGAUAUGCAUCAAUGUCAUCUCGCGGUUCUGACGAACGACCCAAAUUCGCAUAUGACAAUAUGGGGUUUCAGCCGAAAUACAGGGAACCGGAAAGAAGAAGUGAUGGGUCACUGGCUUCAGUUCAGCGGGGAUACAUGUUUGAUACAGACUUCGGCCACAACCAGGUAACAGACAAAUACGACGAAAAUAACUACAUCUACCGCGAUCGACGAAUGGCGAAUGGCUCGACAAGAAAGAUGAACAGAUCGAAAUACAGUGAUGUUGACGAAGGUGAGAAGAAAGUCCGACGCGGUGUAGGAUUUGCCAUGCUUCUGCGUUUAGUGACGUGUUUACUGAUAUUCUGGGAUCUGGCCAAUGACUGGGUUGUAGGUGCUUCCGGACCGUCUCCGUUUGUACGGCAAGAUGAAUCGACUAGCAAAGCAUGUUCCCAAAACGAAGAUGUUUUUGAGUAUUUGAACAUCAGCAAUACAAAGGCCAGGGAAUCCAUAUGCUUGGACACUGUAAACAUUUGGACAUCACUGACAGUUUUUAUGUUGCUAGGGUCACUUAUAGCAAUAAUUCAGUGCAUCAAUAUCACCAUGGAAACAAUUACUAUCGUUCGUGGGAAGAAGGUUUUCCGGAUCUUGUCAGGACAAAGUGAACUUUGUUUAACCAUAUUUUGCGAGGAAAUACCCCAAGCAAUCAUUAUGAUAGUGUUGCUAUUCCAUUGUAAAUGUCCACCCAACAAAGUGGACAUUAACCUCUUUGCACUGUUGGCAAGCAUCAGUGCGUGUGUGAGCGCCAUCUUCCGUCUCUGUGUGAGUUAUGAUUACGUCACUGGUAAUGAUGGAUGCUGUAACCAAUGGUGGCGAUGCUGCUGUUGUCGUAACAUUGACUACUGUUGUGAAGUCAAACCCCGCGAAUUCUUCUGUACAUGUGAAAUUCCGUUUCCGAUGUUUUGUUGCACACUAAAUUGUGAUCACUGCAAAUGUUCUCCGGUGACAUGGUGCAAUUUUAUUCUGAAAACAUUCGGAUGUUUCUGUGAUUGUUGUCAGGAAAAAGAAACCAGCUAUGGAAUUCGUCUGGUCAACCUGUUCGGAAUAUCUCUGCUGUUACUGUCUUUCGGAUUGCAAGUCUUUGUAUUCGUCGUUACAGUGCACUAA
Ylistrum balloti is the source of this 1521-nucleotide messenger RNA. RefSeq lists its product as uncharacterized. The coding region runs from base 1 to 1521 and encodes 506 amino acids. The transcript has a single exon. The record is from RefSeq and is a predicted model, not a curated record. Lineage: Eukaryota; Metazoa; Mollusca; Bivalvia; Pectinida; Pectinidae.